This is a messenger RNA of Ostrinia furnacalis (Asian corn borer), 3002 nucleotides long. RefSeq names its product paired box protein Pax-6. Gene Ontology annotation, biological process: anatomical structure development; regulation of transcription by RNA polymerase II. Bases 440 to 1858 code for a protein of 472 amino acids. The transcript has 10 exons. Gene Ontology annotation, molecular function: DNA-binding transcription factor activity, RNA polymerase II-specific; RNA polymerase II cis-regulatory region sequence-specific DNA binding. NCBI's taxonomy places the organism in Eukaryota, Metazoa, Arthropoda, Insecta, Lepidoptera, Crambidae. The record is from RefSeq and is a predicted model, not a curated record.
UGCAGUAAGCGGCUUACAAUGGGAGUUGACACUCAGGAAUAUCGCUGUCUCUGUCCCGCUUGACUAUAGACGAAUAGAGUCGCCCUUCUAGUUAUAAAGGUAUAGACAGCCAGUUGAGUUCCACGUGAGAUUGUGUUGUGUAAUCAGUGAAGUGCCGCCUUUAUUGUCGAAUAGAAGGCACAAUGUCUGCGCGUUUGACGUUUUGACGUUUCGUUUUGGCGGGAACGUAAUUUUAAGUUUUCGGACGAGCAGUACAAGGAAUAAAAAGCCGUACAGCCUGCAGUGAUAGCGUUUUGAAUGCGAAUCGAAAUGUAUUGUUGACAGUGAUGGUGGAAUCGGCCAGUUGAAGAUUGCCUCAGUUAUUGCUUUGGCAAUAACUUGGAUUUAUUAGUUCCAGUAACUUAAAGCCGCCACCAUAGAAGAGUACGGCGUAUACACCAUGCUGCCGGCGCAGCAGCUGCCGCCGAUCACGCCGUGGCCGCCCGACGGCAGCCUGCUGGACCGCAUGGACGACCUGGCGCACAAAGGUCACAGCGGCGUUAAUCAGCUCGGCGGCGUGUUUGUAGGAGGGCGGCCGCUGCCGGACUCCACGCGGCAGAAGAUCGUGGAGCUGGCGCACUCGGGCGCGCGGCCGUGCGACAUCUCCCGCAUCCUGCAGGUCUCCAACGGCUGCGUGUCCAAGAUCCUCGGCAGGUACUACGAGACGGGGUCCAUCAGGCCACGGGCCAUCGGCGGGUCGAAGCCUAGAGUGGCCACGGCGGAGGUAGUCAGCAAGAUUGCGCAGUACAAGCGGGAAUGUCCAUCCAUCUUCGCGUGGGAGAUCAGGGACCGCCUCCUUAGUGAAGGAGUCUGCACAUCCGAUAACAUACCUAGUGUCUCCUCCAUCAACCGGGUGCUCCGCAACCUAGCAGCCCAGAAAGAGAAGACCAACAGCCAGCAGCCAGCCUCCGACUGCUCCACGCCGGUGUACGAGCGGCUGCGGCUCCUCGGGGCCCCGGGGGCUGCGCCCUCCUGGCCCCGGGCCCCCUGGCCCGCGCAGAUAGACACGCGGACCCCCCCGUACCAGCUGCACAGCUUGAGUCCGGGGCCCCAAGCGAUUGGAUGCAAUGGGGGGGACAUGGCGGGGAUGAAGAAAAGCGAGGAGCCCCUCGAAGGUCUGGAAGGCCUGCACUCUGACGAGACGGGCUCCGGGGACAACUCCAACGCGGGUUCCAGCGGCGCCGACGACGACGCCGCGCGGCUCCGGCUCAAGAGGAAGCUGCAGAGGAACCGCACCAGCUUCACUAACGAGCAGAUUGAUAGCUUGGAGAGAGAAUUCGAAAGAACUCACUAUCCCGACGUAUUUGCCAGAGAGAGACUUGCUGCCAAAAUUGGACUCCCCGAAGCUAGAAUACAGGUGUGGUUCUCGAAUCGGCGCGCGAAGUGGCGUCGCGAGGAGAAGAUUCGCGCGCAGCGACGCAGCCCCGAAUGCGCGUACGCACCGCCGCCGCAGCACGCGCCGCACGCCGCGCCGCCGCACGCCGCGCACCCCACCCCGCCUCACCAGGCCUAUCAGCCGCCGCUCAAUGUUGAUACUUACAGUCCACUUACUCCUAUGGGAUACGGUACUGGAAUGGUCGCUGAAACACCAGUGUGCGAGAACACUGACUCUGAGCUUUGCAAGGGUGGCUUCUUAGGCUACCCUCGCUACGAGUUAGGCUACAGACAACCGCCGCAUCCGUACGCUAACCAUCAUGGCUACCAGCACGAACCUGCCUCUCCGCCUCCAGAAUUGGGUGGUCUUCUCGGUGCAGGAGUGUCGGUUCCAUUAGCGGUCCCUGGGCAAGACACCCAGCAGUACUGGUCCCGGCUGCAGUGACCCUGGUGGACCUAGUUUCGUUCGGCACCGCUCGGUACUUCUCAAUUUCGGUCAUAGCUACGGAAAUUAAAACCUUACGAGCAAUUAUUAAAAGGUUUAGCUAGUGGUUCGGCGGGGACUUCAAUUUUUCUUUCUUCAUAAAUCUGCUCCGAGUAUUUUAUGAUUUAUUUAAUUUAUGUACCGAUUUGAGUAAAAAACAUCAGUUCACAGAAUAUUAUGUCCAUAAAAUAUUUGUUAUCUUAGCUGGAGUUAUAAAUAGAAAUGAGACAUUCACGGUUUAGUCGACCCGACUAUAUUAUCAUUAUACACGCAUAGUAUAAAGAAUCGACAUAUCCGUUAGUUGCCACAAAACAGGAAUAUGAGCACAAAAUGUAGGCUCAAAUGUAUUUAUACUACUUAAUUAGGCUAUUUCAUUCAAGAUUCAACCAAAAUUUUAUAUCGAUAGAGCAUGCACUGAUGCACAUAAGAUGUGCAGUCGUUUAAAAUGUAUAAUUUUGAAUGAAAUAAUUUAAUAUCUUGGUGUAAGUGUUAUAUUUUAAUUAACACCAUAGAUAGGACUUAGAUAAGACUAAUUUAAGACUCUGGCUCUGUAUAUUUGGUGUAAAUGUUUCCUAAUUAAGGCCAAAACUAAAUUUUAUUGAUAACUUCUAGUACCUAAAUCAUCAAAAACGUGUAAAGAAAAUUGUCCGUCAAAAAAUCAAAAUUUAAAUUUUAUCUUAAUGAAAAUUCGUUCGAAAAGAUAUUUUUAAAUAAAACAGGGCUUCUUAGUUAUAAGUGUCUGUAAAUAAACUCAUUUGAUGUAAUGUAAUGUUAAUUGUGGAUCUUUUUCGAUGUGACGUUGUAAUUUUGUAUCAAAUUCAAAAUAAAGAUUACGCAUGUAGAUAAUUAUUCAAUUUAAACGGAAAUCAUGUAGUAUUAACAAGCCAACUGUUAUCAUUAAUCUCAAUUCAGUUGUGGUAUGUAUUACUUUCGAAUUUAUUAUACCUAAUACAUAAUUGUUAGUUUUAACUGUAUAGUAUGUGGAGGUAUACACAUCAAAUUGUGAAUAAUUGUGUGAUGUCGAUGAAACGUUUUAAUAACAGCAUUAUUUAAAUAAAUUUUUGGAUCAAAUUAAUUUAUUUUUUAAUUUAUUAGCAACAACUGC